CCCCUUUCAAAGGUCUCAGCAUCCUCACGCUACCUCCUGCCGCCACUUCCACCUGGGCCCCCCGCAGCCGCAGCAGCUCGCUCCCGACUUCCCCCUGGCCCACCCGGUGCAGUCGCAGCCAGGCCUCAGCGCCCACAUGGCCCCGGCCCACCAGCACAGCGGCACCCUGCACCAGUCGCUGACUCCGCUGCCCACCCUGCAGUUCCAGGAUGUCACAGGUCCCUCCUUCCUACCUCAGGCCCUGCACCAGCAAUACCUCCUGCAGCAGCAGCUCCUGGAAGCCCAGCACCGCAGGCUUGUCUCGCACCCCAGGCGGAGUCAGGAGCGUGUGUCUGUCCACCCCCACCGCCUCCACCCCAGCUUUGACUUCGGCCACCAACUCCAGACACCUCAGCCCAGGUAUCUGGCUGAGGGUACUGACUGGGAUCUCAGCGUGGACGCUGGCUUGAGUCCUGCCCAGUUCCAGGUGCGGCCCCUCCCCCAGCACUAUCAGCAUUACCUAGCGACUCCUCGAAUGCACCACUUUCCCAGAAACUCCUCCUCCACGCAGAUGGUCGUCCAUGAAAUCCGAAACUACCCUUACCCUCAGCUUCACUUCCUUGCUCUCCAGGGUCUGAACCCCAGCAGACACACCUCCGCCGUGAGGGAGAGCUAUGAGGAGCUGCUGCAGCUUGAGGACAGGUUGGGAAAUGUGACUCGGGGAGCUGUACAGAACACCAUUGAGCGGUUCACCUUCCCCCAUAAGUAUAAGAAGCGAAGACCGCAGGAUGGCAAGGGCAAGAAGGAAGACGGGGAGGAGUCAGACACAGAUGAGAAAUGCACGAUCUGCCUGUCUAUGCUGGAAGACGGAGAAGAUGUGAGGCGUCUUCCCUGUAUGCAUCUCUUCCACCAGCUGUGCGUGGACCAGUGGCUCGCCAUGAGCAAGAAAUGCCCCAUCUGCCGAGUGGACAUUGAGACACAACUGGGAGCCGACAGCUGAGGGAGGAGUUAGCCAGUGGACGCCCCAUUUUCCUUCACCAGGUCCCCCCCACGGCCAUAGCCCUUGCAGCCAAACUUUGCCUUCUGAGCCAUUUGAUGUAGAGGAAAAGCCUGCAAGCACAUUUUGUGGAAAGAGGAGUUGGUGGUGUCAGUGUCGGAGGGAGAGGAGGGGCCGGGGAGGACGCGCCAUCGGGAAUGGUCAGGGCCCCUUCACCUCGCCCGCUGCGCAGAGGGCGGGAGCUGGCCGGAGCAGGGGCGGGAGGGGGGCCCACGCUGCUGAGAAUCCAGAUGUGAUCCUGAAGGUCCUAGCUGAUCGACCAGCCCCUCAAUCCUGUCCUUCGAAGGAUUGUAUAUAUACCUCUCGACCACGUAGAAACCAUGUAGGGGUCUCUAGCUAUUUCUGUGGAUGGCAGCCGGAGCAUGUUAGCUUAAGAAAAAUGUCGUGUGUGGUGCUCUAGUCAUCUUGUGGUGGACAUGUCGCUAUUACCGAAUUCGCACCAAAUAUUUCUCAUUGAGUUUCUUGUUUUGGUGCCUGACUGAACCCAACCAACGACAGCCCAAAUCUUCCCGUCUUUAUGAGAGGAAAGGAAAAAGGAAUCGAAGGUGGAAAAAAAAAAAGCCAAAUCCUGUUUACGGUGAAAAGGAUGAUUUUUUUUUUCACCCAGGUUGGGAGGCGGGAGGGGGGUGUCUCGUUUUGUCCUUGGUUUUGUUUUCUCCUUAGCUUUUGUUUUUCUCAUGUUUACAGUGCACGGAGCAUGGAGGGGGCAUCUGGGAGAGGGAAGGCCUGGAGAAGGAGCAGGCAGGGGUCUUAGACGGGCCUCUGAGGGGCUCAGUCAAGGUUAGGAAGAGUUUGGGUAGGUGAAGGAGGGCGUUCUGGUUUGAAAGGGGGGCUUCCCAGUUCCAGGGCUCAUUUCCUUGUUUCCAGCCAUUCCUCCCACCCCAAUUCCACAAGGAACCAGGGAGAGGUCAGUCUUCGGUUAGAGUUGCCCCCUUGUUCCUUAAAGCCAGGAUGCCCCUGGUCAUGCCAACUUCUUCCUCUCAGCUCUGCUCAUGCCCUGUCACUAAGAGGCAAUUUGGCCACUGCCUCCUUAUGCAAAAAAUUAGCCGGAUGAUAAAGACACAAUAGUAUAAGUAGUAGACAUUUAGUCUUGGCCACGGCGUUCUCAGUUAUUACACAGGGACUGACGUGAAGUCAUGGGCCUUGAGAAUGACCUUGAACUUCCUUUAGGAUGUCUUGGAUCCUGAUGGAGUUGCUCAGAGAUGACCCUGGCCCUGAGACCACCUUGGCUGGGUUUGGAGGCUCUGCGUCCCUUGCCUCUUGCUCUUUGAUAUUCGUGGGCAAGUCCCUUUCUUUCUCUGUGCCUCAGUUUCCUUCCCCUUAGAGUGGGGAGAAAUGACAGUGCAUCCCCAUUUCCACUUGCUCUACCUCACCUAGACGUCGUGAGGAUAAAUACUAUCUGCCUGAUGCAUCCUAUGCUCUCUCCUGGGAAGAUCCUUGGGGUUUAGGGAUAGGGGCUGGCAGGAGAGACAGAUGUGGAAGUUCCCUGUGGUAUCACAGUGUGUCUUUCUUCACCACCCCACAUGUUCCUGAACCUUAAAGGGAACAGAGAGAUGGGAGGACAGAUGUAUGGAGAUGAGAAAAAUCCACCAAAUUCCAGCCCCAACCCAACUUCCUUUACCCACAUGUGGAAAACAGCAGCUCACCUGGAAUUCUGGUCUCUUCCUUUGCUCCCCACUCCUGUGCCUCAUUUGCACUGCUCUCAAAGCCUAUGAUCCCAGGUCCCCCGCCUCCAUCUCAAGGCUCUUAUAAUAACAGAAGACUAAGGAGCAUAGGAUUCUUAUCACCUAUCUGAAAAAAUUCCAUAAGGUUAAGGAAAGCUGAGUUUGCAUUGCUGCUACAAAAGGAUAAAACCAAGAGCAGCAGGUAAAAUGCGUGGGGAAGCAGAUUUGAGCUGAGGUGGGGUCUUCUGACACAACCAGGGCUGUGAG
Messenger RNA from Talpa occidentalis (Iberian mole), 2967 nucleotides. RefSeq names its product arkadia (RNF111) C-terminal like ring finger ubiquitin ligase 2C (gene ARK2C). Bases 137 to 979 code for a protein of 280 amino acids. The record is from RefSeq and is a predicted model, not a curated record. The transcript has 7 exons. Gene Ontology annotation, biological process: motor neuron axon guidance; positive regulation of BMP signaling pathway. NCBI's taxonomy places the organism in Eukaryota, Metazoa, Chordata, Mammalia, Eulipotyphla, Talpidae. Gene Ontology annotation, molecular function: zinc ion binding; ubiquitin protein ligase activity.